CCAAAAAAAAAAAAAAAAAAAAAGUAAUGAUAUUUUUUCAUUUUCCGCAAGAAUCUUCUUCUGGCUCAUCAAGUUUUCCCCAGAAAUGGAGUCGCUUUCUUCAAAAAUUUUGGUUUCAUCAACCUGUAAUAAAUUUCCAGGAAAAUAUUACGUAACAAAUCGACGUCGUAACACAGAUUUAGGUAUUGAUUAUCAGUAUUCUCCACUCGUUGUUCAUUCCAAAAGGAACAGUUAUCAAGAUUUUCAAGAAUACGCAAAACCCUCUCGACUCCUUCGAGCUGGAGAAGUGAAACUCUGCACAGAUGGUUCUUUUGAGGAUUUAUUUGCUUCUCCUAUGUUUGGCAAAACCGAGUCCUUCUAUAAAGUCAAGCUACGGACGAGUAAACUUUACGGCUCAGGUUUCAGUGAUGUCAACUCUGGAAUUUUACUAUGUUUGAUUGACGAGAAUGGAUCCUCGAUCUUGCAAAGGUUACCCGCUUCUUCAGUUGGGUCCCAUACAUGGUUAAAAGAAAAGGUCGUAUAUGAUACUUUGCAUUUCCAAAGAGGCUCUGUCGAUGAAUUUGCUUUCGAGGGACCUGAUCUUGGGAGAAUUGUAGCUGUUUGGAUCAGCGUUGAAUCAGGUCAAUGGAGAAUAGGUGGCAUGAGUUUGACUGUGAUUUCUCCAGCAGAAAAUAACCAAGAAAGCAAGCAGCUUAGUGCUCUACAGUACAACUUCGAAUUCGAGGAUAUCUUGCUCGGUGAAAAAAGUGAGGCUUCAAUGAUAGAAUUCAGACCUCGUUCCAUUACAGCCUUUUCCAAAGAGGAUGAUGAAUCCUUUGACGAAACAAAUUCACUCGGCAGUUACAUCACUUCGAACGAAGAAAGCAUGAAGGAAUAUUCGUACCUAAAGUUCUCGUUGCUAUUUUACGAUGCUUUGCUUAUCUUGGCUGGAUCCUCCGUUUCGUCUUUUUCUGCAGGGGAAAAAGCUCUUUAUCCGUUCUUGACAGGUGGAUUGUGUGGAUUCUUGUAUCUAUUACUGUUGCAAAGAUCGGUUGACGGAAUAUCCACACCGGAGCUUGUUCCGAGCGAGAUAGAAGGAGAUUUUGGUCAAAGUCUUGGAAGAUUAAAAGGCCCUAUUAUAAGUCUUGUAUUGGGAUUCGCAUUUGCCAUUGCUAUACUGAAAUAUGCCUCAGGAGACGAUGCUGUUAAGUUGACAUCCAAAGAUCUUGUAUUUGGGAUGAUGGGAUUUCUUAUGUGUAAAGUUUCUGUCGUAUUAGCUGCAUUUAAACCGAUGCCGAUUAGUUUUGGAGACGACAAAUAGAGUUUAUAAUUGUUCUUUUUCUGUAAAUUUGUCUAUAUAUAUUGUAUAUCAUUAUGUAUUACAUUAGUAUAAAGGUUGGUACAGACUACAUACAACGUUAGAAAAGUUUAACAUGUUUCUGUGACUCG
Messenger RNA from Erythranthe guttata (spotted monkey flower), 1428 nucleotides. Its product is annotated as Lipase/lipooxygenase, PLAT/LH2 family protein. Gene Ontology annotation, molecular function: protein binding. The record is from RefSeq and is a predicted model, not a curated record. Lineage: Eukaryota; Viridiplantae; Streptophyta; Magnoliopsida; Lamiales; Phrymaceae.